AUGGCAAAGUCUUGCUCUUGUUUCAGCUUUUCCUUUGUACCUUUGCUUUUUUGGUGCAUUCUACUCGUUUCUUCGGUAAGCAGUCGUGUCUUAAGCCAAACGAAAGAGAAGUUUUUGUCCACAAAUUCAUCAGAGGGAAAUGAAAGCGGAAAAGCUUGCUCCAAUGGCUGCACGUUGACUGUCAACGCAAGCGAAGCAGUUAAGUUCACUAAUUUGAUAGUUAAGCAGAAAGCCCUAGCUAUCUUCAUUAUUGUCACAGUUGGGAACACCACAGGCCAAGCUCGGAAAAAUUUACAAAACUAUAAAAACGAUGAUAAAACUAACAUUACCACCUCUCAAGUUCAAGUUGUUCAGAAAUGGGCCUGGUUACGAAAUCAACGAGGGAAGUUCCUGGCCACCCUUCCUUAUGAUUUUGACAUCCUUUCACUUACAACUUUGAAGAAAGACGCAUAUAGUGUACAUAUUGAUAUAACUGCGACUCCCUUGAGCUGCUAUUCAAACUUGACCGAGGAUUGUUUGCAUGGUCUGAUUGCUAAAACCAUUGUUGAAGAGUUGACUGGAACACGUGGAGAUGUCUGCGUCAGGACAGUGGAAACCGAGGAAAAAGAAGGAUACCUUUGCUGUGAGCGUAGGAACAAUUCUGUGUUUAGUUGUGACUUGUUAUUUGAAAACAAUCGCUGGGUUGAAAUUGCUCUCAGAUUUCUUUGGGCUUUGUCAAUUGGAUUCGGAAUAUUUGCACCACUGUUAUUCAAGUAUUUACCGAAAGAGUUCAAAAAGGGCCCAAGAGUAAAAGCAAGAGCAGUGUUUACCAGAUUUGAAUCAGAAAUCUCUGAAGCUGAUACAUCAUCAUUAGAUGUUGUGACGACAACUCGCCCGCGCCAGGUGCUUCUUGCAUUGGAUGGCGGAAUGAUGGACAUUCUCAGGACUCAAACAGAGUCAAUCUUUAUUUCAAGAUUAUGUCGCUGUCUUUUUGUUAUCUCAUUAAGCUGUCUUCCAAUUCUUCAAGCUUUUAUAUAUGCUUAUUUGAAAAAAUCAGAAAUAGGCAUAUCCACUGGAAAAUUGCUGGGUGUUGGAGAUGCAUUCAUCACCUUGAUUGAAAGGGAUGGACAGUUUGCGUUACGUGUGUCCUACUGCUUUUGCAUUGGGCUUGUGUGCAUUGCAUUUUCAAUCCCUAGAACUCUAUCAGAAUUUGCAAGGCGGAUUUCAGGGAGGAGGGAUGAACGUACAUUCCUUGGGUUUAGGAAACCAGAUGAAAUUGUCAGCUCUUCAGACCAACGAGGGUUUCAACUCUGUUAUGAAAACAUGGUGUUUCAUCUAAACUGUCUCCUCAAGUUCCAGUUUUGGAAGUUUGUAUUUUUUGUCAUCACCUACCCUUUGCAGAAAUUGUUUGGGGUGGACUGGCUUGACGAUGAUGCUGACUUUCACAAUGAAGCUUUAGAAAGUGAAGACAGACCAGGCAUCUGCUCAAAGAUUUGCAGAGGAAUGUUUUUGCUCUUAAUGUUUCCUGUGUGGGCCAUAACUUUAUCCACAGCGUUUCUUCUGUAUAUUUUUCCUGUAACCUAUGUUGCCUUCCGCAUUUGGAAAAUGUUAUUCCGAGUUGAAAUUGAAUCACAGUGUUGCCAAAAAAUUCCUUCAUUUGUCAAGAUAACAUCAUUCCCAAUUUUGUACAUCGUGUUUAUUAUUUUUUGCAUAUGUGUGGAAGUUUCUUAUUUCAUGCUUGCUGUAACCUUCACAAUCAACAUCAUGUUCCUGGGAAGUGUUGCUGGUUUUACAAUCAUGGGCCUGUUAUUUUACAUUGACAUGUACCUACCAUACAUUGUCUUAGGAGCAUGGGUGCUUAUGUACAGUUUGAGAGGAGUGAAUAAGUAUUAUGCACAGUUUACCAGACUGAAGGCCAUUGUUUUUGAAGAGUGCGAAAAGUUUGACAAUGAUACCAAAGCAGAGGCCAACAUUCGAGAAACUUUCAGUGGGCCCAUUUUACCAGAAAGGCGAUCGCCAUCAACGUCUUCCCUUCCAAGGUCGAAGUCAGUCAAUUUUCUUGUGACUAUAGAUGACUAUGGUGUACCAAGUAUUCCACUAGACAUAUUUCUUGCAUCAUCCCGCCAGCUUAUGCCUUUCAAGCGCAUCAUGUUAGCAAAGCUGUUAAAGAUCAUUGCACUUGGAAGCUACCUUGUGGUGAUAUUUUUAUUUGUAAGAUCUCUGAUUGAAUUUCAAGCAGCAAGCAGUGUAGUGCAAGGAUUAGCCCUCUUGCUUCUGGGUGGGUUGCCACUGCUGGCUUUCCAAAGUCAAGUUCAGGUGUCUGAGGCUGAAGAAAUUAGAUCAAGGUUUUAUGUUAAGGAAUACAUUAAACAAUACACCAAGAGAGCUUUGUGA
This is a messenger RNA of Porites lobata, 2373 nucleotides long. The record is from the annotation of a GenBank genome assembly. NCBI's taxonomy places the organism in Eukaryota, Metazoa, Cnidaria, Anthozoa, Scleractinia, Poritidae.